AUGGCUACGGUCAGUCUCCUGCCUUCCGUAAUGGCUCGUUCUCAUCGGAGCGAGAGCCGUCAGGAUCUACCUAGGCCCUACAAGUGCCCUUUGUGUGAAAAGGCCUUUCAUCGUCUCGAGCACCAGACUCGUCACAUCCGGACUCACACAGGCGAGAAGCCGCACGCAUGCCAAUUUCCCAGCUGUCCCAAGCGAUUCUCUCGGUCUGACGAAUUGACGCGCCACUCUCGCAUACACAAUAAUCCCAACUCAAGACGCAGCUCUAAAGCCCCCUCUAAUGCCUCUAUCUCCUCAGCUUCAAUUGCUCCCGAGACUCCUGUGCCAACCAUGGCGCCCUUAAUGCCCCCUCCAACUAAUCGUUUGGUAUCUCGCUCAGCUCCCGUAUCGGCCGGAAGCUCGCCGACUAUAACUCCAUCUAUAGUAUCGAUGUCCUCUUCUCACUACAGUUCAUAUCCUGUCACGCGUCCGCAAUUCCCCAGCGCUACACCCUCUCGGACUGCUAGUCCACGUGCGAGCCCGAACCUAGACCAACUUCAUCACCAUCACCCUCCUCCCUCAGUGAUUCCUGGCGGAGCGGAACGCGAUACCAAAAUUUCAGCCAUCUCUUCGAAUCGACUACCGCUGCAACCCACUCAGCAGAGUCGAAGUCAUCUAUCAUCGCUUUCAGCUUACUCAAUGUCGCGCUCUCACUCUAGCGAGGAAAAUGAUCAUUACACUCAUCGUCACACGAAGCGUUCCAGGCCGAACUCGCCUAACUCAACCGCUCCGCCUUCCCCUACGCUCUCACAAGAUUCAUUCUCACCCACUCCAGAAUAUACUCCGCUAGUUACUCCUGCUCACUCGCCACGUCUGCGUCCGUUUGGCGGUAGCGUUUACGAUCUUCCUACAUUACGAAACUUCUCCCUCCACUACGUUCCUCCUCUUCCUCCCAUGGAGCCGCAGCAAUUAGAUUCAUCCUAUCAUACAGCCUCUCUUAAUCCACAGCCUCCCAAACAUCCGCAGCAUCGCACCUCAGUCACCCUCGGCGAUAUCCUGGAGGGGCCAGAGUCCACUCAAAAUCACAUGGUGGUACCUCAAGUCUCUAAACUUGCCGUCCAAGAUCUUUUAACCACUACAGAUGACGUGUUCAGGACUAGAUAUAACACCUCUAACUCUCACAGAAAUGACCUGUAA
Molecule: messenger RNA, 1173 nt
Organism: Blumeria graminis f. sp. triticale
Lineage: Eukaryota; Fungi; Ascomycota; Leotiomycetes; Helotiales; Erysiphaceae
Source: the annotation of a GenBank genome assembly